This is a messenger RNA of Orbicella faveolata, 2843 nucleotides long. RefSeq lists its product as uncharacterized. Gene Ontology annotation, biological process: signal transduction. NCBI's taxonomy places the organism in Eukaryota, Metazoa, Cnidaria, Anthozoa, Scleractinia, Merulinidae. The record is from RefSeq and is a predicted model, not a curated record.
GGGGCAAGGAAUUUUUGGGGCUCAACCGACUCUUCAGAUAUAUACAUUCGCCAUCUUGUUAACACUUCCGGUGCGCGAGGCUCGGCUUGCGUUUGAAUGGCUUAUUUUGAUAUCGAUUUCCGCCUGUGAAAAGUUUUGGAUCGCGGAAAGUAAUAUUUUCAGUUGUUUUGAAAAAACGACCGGAAAUUGAAAGGGAAACUUCGUAUUGAAGCUUGGGGUGCGUCCCGUCGGUAAAUGCUUGUCAUUCAUUGGUGAGAGUGAAGCCCCACUGCGAUUCAAUCGACUUGAUUUGCAUUUGAUUCAAUGAAUGCGGUUUGGGAGUGUGAACGCGUGACUUGGGGCUGAUGAUAAAUCGGUGCGAUGAUUUAAUCUCUGAUCAUUUAUAAGAAGCAGGCUCGCCUUGCAAACCGUUUAGUAUAUACAAACGACACCGAUCGUGGUUUAGUCACAGUACAGUACGUUUCUGUCUCCUGAAUAUUCACAGAAGGAACCUAGCCAUGGCUCAUCUUAUGAUGGUUUUUUUGCCGUUUAUGUUUGUUUUGACAAUUUCGUUGGCUCCAACCGUUGUUACGAAAAGACAGUGUUCUAAAGCUUGCAGAACGUAUAUUUCAACUGAAAUCGAAGGGAAACUCAGCAGGGCAUUGCGGAAUGCUGCGAAAGGAACCCGAGGACCCAGAGGAAAACAGGGACUUCAGGGACCUAUCGGGCCUCAGGGUUUACCCGGACCACGUGGAGAGACAGGCCCUGUCGGCCCAGAAGGACCGAGGGGGGAGCCUGGUUCGGCACUUUCCCUUCCAAAAUGUGAACCAGGAGAGUACCUCACUUCAGAUGGAAAGCAGCUGAUAUGCGUUAAAUUUGGAGCAGAAGUUUGCAGUGCCGUGGCGAAAUGCGAAGGUCAUCAAGUGCCGACGCCCACUUUGUCAUCAACACCAACUACUGUUCAGCCUCCUACAGGAGUAUACCCUAACCAGACCCAGUUCAUGAAGAAAUACAUGAUUCAAACGCUAUACAUGGAUGCGUGGGACCUGGGCACGUUUUACAUUGGCGAGCAGCUGUUUCUGGGCGUAUCUCAGUUGGGAGGGAAGAGCUUCGUUAUUUACAAAUGGGAUAACGAAUACAGUGUCCAUUCGUUGGAACAAGAUUCCAGUUACAACCCGUUCCGUAGUUUCCAAAUCCUCAAGGUACCCUUCGCUCGCAAGUGGCAACAUUUCGUCAUUGGAGAAGACGUGUUUUUUGCCGUGGCUAGUAAUUCUCGCUCGCAUGACUCGCCAAUCUUUAAGUGGAAUGGGGAUAUGUUUGUUCCGUUUCAAACUUUACCAACAGUCAAAGCAUUUGAUAUUGAGCCGUUUAAAAUCGGCGAAGACACUUACUUGGCCGUGGCAAUUUAUUAUGGGCGUAGCUCACACAUCUAUAAAUGGGACGGCGAGAGAUUUGUAAAGUUCCAGGACAUCGCAGCUGUGGGAGCUGAUGUAGAGCACUUUAAAAUGAAUGGCUCAACAUAUCUGGCAAUAACAGGUCCCUUCUCUCGCGGUGCAUACGCAUUAAUCUACAAGUGGUCCGGGGCGAGGUUUGAAGAGUUUCAUCGGUUGCCCACUGGAGAGCGCGCCUAUGGAGUUAAGGCCCUGUCUGUUGACGGCGUCCAUUUCUUGGCUGUGGCCCGCUGGAAGGCAGAGAGCUCCCUAAUCUUCCGGUGGAAUGGAACACAAUUCAAGCUAUUCCAAGAAGUGCCAUCGAGAAGGGCUCGUGAUUGGAUCACUAUUACGUCCCCAUUCAUGUCACGUGAGAAAACAUACCUGGCGAUAGUGAGCAGUGACCGGAGUCCAGGCAUCUUCGCGUGGGAUCGAGAUUAUUCGAAAAAGUUCGCUAAAGUUCAAGACAUUCCGUCGGAAAGAACACGAGAUAUGGUGUUUUUCAACAUGGGUGAGAGUGUUUAUCUGGCCGUGGCUUCUCAUCGAAGUACAGACAUUUAUCAGGGAUCAACUAAGGUUGAGAAGUAACUUUACGUUACUCCAGUCUUUUGUAGCGCGUGUUCGCGCGUGAAGCGAGGAGAUUAAGCCAACUCUGGCUAUGUUUCUCGCGCGAUCAGGUUUACAGAAUUACUCACGAUGAAAGCUUGAGGGAGAAUCCUCAAAGACUAGCAUUUUACUGCAGAAAAUAUCCACCCUACCUUGAAGUAGAAUAACGGCGCCAAACUUUCAUUCUAGAAACAUUACAGAACUAUAUUUCAUCCUCGUGUACUGAAGACCGCCAGAGUUCACAUUUUGUAAUAUUUUUAGCACUACCUGUUUCAAGUUUUUGUAGAACCUACACAAGACGAAGAAAUUCACCGUAAGUUAUCUUUUACCGCCAUUUUUUGUGUACAUAUUGCGGACCCCAAUGAUUAGUGGUCCGCGCGAGGAGAAUGGGAGCUACGCGUGGCAGAAGAGUCAAAGGUCUCUUCUACCGCGUUUGUCUCGCGCUUUACCAAGAAUCCCGCAAAAAUCGGCCAACCCGCUCGUUAUCAUUUUAAAGAAACGUUUAACCCUUCACCAAGCAAGUAGAACAUGAGAACGAGCCAAGAUCAGGAGUUCAUGUGGACCUUUACUAAUUUGAGUAACUUUUAGAGUUUUAUAGAUUUGUAAUAUAUAUAAUACGUCAAGAGGAAUGCGGUUUACUAGAAGAAGAUAGCAAAAGAGAGUCGCAGUUACUAGAUGAUAAUCGCUGCAAAGUAGACUUGCUAAUUCUUAACUUACUUUUUAGUAGCCUUGCGCAGAGUCGAGGUCUAGCCCUAAUAGACCAAUUUCGAUACAUUAAAAUUCAGCCUAAAACAAUAGACCUCAGUACGAGGCUCAGGGGAAUAACUA